GUAUUGUGAAUGGAACAUAAGACUAAUAGUAGGUGGCUAGUUUCUUGUAUUGGAGUUUUAAGUAUUGUGUUGUUUGAUUGUGCGAUUAUAGUUAAUUUUGCAAAUGGGCAGCUUGUAUCAGUGCAUCUGAUACGUAUAUUUAAGAUUGCUAUCUUUACUGUGAAAGAGAAAAUUAAGACCUCGCGAGUAUCGAACGUGUUUUCUAAGACGGCUACACCGUGCAGACCGCGUUUUCACGAUUCACCAACGUAGACGCUACAUACAUUCGUGUAUUUAGUUAGCUAAAAAUUAUCGUUCCAUAAAAUUUCUUUCUUUAAAAUGCCCGGGGCAGGCACAUUUAAACUUUUCAUUGGCAAUCUUGAUGAGAAAACUCAAGCUACUGAGUUACGUCCUUUAUUUGAGAAGUACGGUACCGUUGUGGAAUGCGAUGUCGUUAAAAACUAUGGUUUUGUACAUAUGGAAACAGAGCAGCAGGGCCGCGACGCCAUCCAAAACCUGAACGGUUUCGUGUUAAAUGAUAAUCCUAUAAAAGUAGAAGCGGCUAAAAGUCGACGUGCACCAAACACUCCAACUACUAAAAUCUUCGUUGGAAAUUUAACCGAUAAAACUCGAGCGCCUGAGGUACGUGAACUAUUUCAGAAGUACGGGACUGUUGUCGAAUGCGAUAUAGUACGUAACUAUGGUUUUGUGCAUUUGGAUUGCGUCGGUGAUGUACAAGAGGCCAUAAAAGAAUUGAACGGGCGAAUGAUUGAUGGUCAACCGCUUAAAGUCCAGGUAUCAACAAGUCGCGUUCGUCCUAAACCCGGGAUGGGCGAUCCAGAACAAUGCUAUCGUUGUGGCCGAUCAGGACAUUGGUCAAAAGAAUGUCCGCGACUUUUUAGCGGUGGCGAUCGUGGUUUAUCGGUUGGUGGUGGUUAUCGAGAUCGUAUGUACGGGCGUGAUCCCUACCCACCGCCUCCACCACCCCCAUUUUUGCGUGACAGAAUUAUGGAUGGUUUUAGGGAAUAUGACUACUAUGAUCGCAGAUUUGAUGAUACCCGUGACUUAUUUGAGAGACGGUAUCAAAGCUCUCGAAUGCGGGAUUUCCCACCCCCACCAUUAUCGCGGCGAGAGCCAAUGCCCCUUCCUCCACCGUUAAGUGGUAGUCUACGAGGUAGUAGCUUAUCACGUGGUUAUGAUUCUAUGUUUAGUCGCCGAUCGCCACCUCCAAGAAGCAGUAAUGGUCUUAGUCGUUAUGGAUAUGAAGAUUUCAGUAGAGAUUCAUUUGAUGAAAGAUUAAUUUCAUCAAGGGGAAUGCGUGGUCCUUCACCUCCUGGGCGCCGUUAUGCACCGUACUGAGAUGAACUGUAUGAUAGUACAGUGCGUUUAUGGUUUAAUUUGCAACCAAUGGAAGAAGAAUUUCGGUACGCACGCUUGCAUAAAACAAUCGUACCACAGUAAUACUUGCAUUAGG
Teleopsis dalmanni is the source of this 1453-nucleotide messenger RNA. Its product is annotated as RNA-binding protein lark. Gene Ontology annotation, molecular function: mRNA binding; zinc ion binding. Bases 319 to 1338 code for a protein of 339 amino acids. Gene Ontology annotation, cellular component: cytosol. The record is from RefSeq and is a predicted model, not a curated record. The transcript is spliced from 4 exons. NCBI's taxonomy places the organism in Eukaryota, Metazoa, Arthropoda, Insecta, Diptera, Diopsidae.